CCCGCCCCCUGUGACCGUUGGUUUCCGGUGUGAGGAGCAUCUGCAGGUCACUCUGCCCCGUGUUUAUGUGUGGCUGAGCGGGUCGGACGUGGAGGAGAGCCGCCCAGCUUCGCAUCCUGUCCCCGCUCCGUACCGCAGGCGGCCCGCUGCAUACAUGCCAGAUACCGCCGGGGCUCCACGGCCGUUUCCCAGCGAUGACCGACAGCCCCGCGUCCAAAGCCGCCGGCUACGGGGGAGCGUGUCCGCAUGCGAGGAACGGACCGAGGCAGGAGCGGAACGGCUUCCCGAAGAGCCUCCGCCUCUGCCCGCGGGAGCAGAACCGGGACCAGGACGGGGAGGAGGGCCGAGCGGCGCCGCGUCAUGGCGCCUGGUGUGGCCGGCCCGUCGGGGAGUCCUUUGAAGAGACGCCCAUGCUGGUGGCCGUUCUCACCUACGUGGGCUACGGCAUCCUCACCGUCUUCGGCUACCUCCGGGACUUCCUCCGCCACUGGAAGAUCGAGAGGUGCCACAUCGCCAGGGAGAAGGAGGAGCAGAAGGACUUUGUGCCGCUCUACCAGGACUUUGAGAACUUCUACACCAGGAACCUGUACAUGAGGAUAAGAGACAACUGGAACCGGCCCAUCUGCAGCGUUCCUGGAGCCAAGAUGGACCUGAUGGAGCGGGUUUCCCACGACUACAACUGGACCUUUGAGUACACAGGUGAGGUGGUGAAGGAUGUCAUUAACCUGGGCUCCUAUAAUUACCUGGGCUUUGCUGAGAACACGGGCCGCUGUGCUGACGCUGCAGCCGAGGUCAGCGUGACGUACGGCGUCGGGGUGGCGAGCACCAGGCAGGAGAUCGGUAACCUGGACAUCCACGAGGAGAUGGAGAAGCUGGUGGCAGAGUUCCUGGGCGUGGAGUCGGCCAUGGCCUUCGGGAUGGGCUUCGCCACCAACUCCAUGAACAUCCCAGCACUGACUGGCAAGGGAUGCCUGAUCCUGAGCGACGAGCUGAACCACGCCUCUCUGGUCCUGGGAGCCAGACUCUCCGGCUCCACCGUCAGGGUCUUCAAACACAACAACAUGCAGAACCUGGAGAGGCUGCUGAGGGAAGCCAUUGUUGGCGGCCAGCCCCGCACCCACAGACCCUGGAAGAAGAUCCUCAUCGUGGUGGAGGGCAUUUACAGCAUGGAGGGCAGCAUCGUGCGGCUGCCGGAGGUGAUGGCGCUGAAGAAGCGCUACCGGGCCUACCUCUACCUGGACGAGGCCCACAGCAUCGGGGCCCUGGGUCCGGGGGGGCGGGGCGUGGUGGAGUACUUCGGCCUGGACCCCCGAGACGUGGACGUCAUGAUGGGCACCUUCACCAAGAGCUUUGGAGCUGCGGGGGGGUACAUAGCUGGGAAACGGGAGCUCAUCGACUACCUGCGCUGCCAUUCCCACAGUGCUGUCUACGCCACCUCCAUGUCUCCUCCUGUGGUGGAGCAAAUCAUCACUUCUGUGAAGUGCAUUAUGGGAGACGACGGAGCAAUAACAGGUCGUAGCCGCGUCCGGCAGCUGGCCCACAACACCGUCUACUUCCGACGGAGGCUCCGGGAAAUGGGCUUCAUCAUCUACGGGAACGACGACUCCCCGGUCGUACCCAUGAUGCUCUACAUGCCCGCCAAGAUAGGAGCGUUCGGCCGGGAGAUGCUGCGGAGGAACGUGGGCGUGGUGGUGGUGGGCUUCCCGGCCACGCCCAUCAUCGAGUCGCGGGCGCGCUUCUGCAUCUCUGCCGCUCACUCCAGAGACCUGCUGGACCGGGAAGAGAAAAAUCAAACUAAAAAGGACGAUAGGAGCCUGGAUGGAGAGGCGCUGGCUGCCAUCAGCGAGGUGGGAGACCUCCUCCAGCUCAAGUACUCACGGCGCCGGCUCCAGCUGACGGCGCCGCGGCCCUCUGAUGACGCCGUCUACGACGACAUGGACGACUAGAGCGGAUCAGAACCCGGGUCCAGACCAUCGGGUCCAGACCAUCGGGUCCAGACCAUCGGGUCUUCCAUGAGGAUGAAGACGGUUCCCCACAGAGACAUGGACGCUGACGUCCAACCUCGCCUUAAACAGAACACCUGACAGCAGCUCCUCCUCCUCCUCCUCCUCCUCCUCCUCUUCCUCCUUUAUGUCUCUGGCUGGUUUUCAUCACGCUCUCCGUCGUGUUUCUGCAGAUUUCAGUUACCAGAACCAAGGUUCUUGUCGUAACAGCGGAGCUACCAGGAAGCUGGAGUUCAUUUUAAACCUUAAUCCCAUUUGUGAUCCAGAACCUUUCAGCUGCUGUCAGCAGAAAGUUCUGGAUGUUGCCGUUUUUGCACAGAACCUCCAGUUUCCUCUAAAUCUAGAAAAUUUUUCUAAAUAUUUCUGACCAAUCACCUGUUUGCAUCUUAGCGGUCCAAACACAUCCUUUAAGCUCUGGGUUCUGGUUUCUCUUCCUGCUGCAGAGGUUUGUAAAGGUCACGCUCCUGAAGAUGUU
Fundulus heteroclitus (mummichog) is the source of this 2478-nucleotide messenger RNA. Its product is annotated as serine palmitoyltransferase 2. The record is from RefSeq and is a predicted model, not a curated record. Gene Ontology annotation, molecular function: pyridoxal phosphate binding; serine C-palmitoyltransferase activity. The transcript has 13 exons. NCBI's taxonomy places the organism in Eukaryota, Metazoa, Chordata, Actinopteri, Cyprinodontiformes, Fundulidae. The coding region runs from base 195 to 1946 and encodes 583 amino acids. Gene Ontology annotation, biological process: sphingosine biosynthetic process; ceramide biosynthetic process. Gene Ontology annotation, cellular component: serine palmitoyltransferase complex.